Trichomycterus rosablanca is the source of this 2126-nucleotide messenger RNA. It is a transcript of the gene plppr3b, whose product is annotated as phospholipid phosphatase related 3b. Lineage: Eukaryota; Metazoa; Chordata; Actinopteri; Siluriformes; Trichomycteridae. Gene Ontology annotation, molecular function: phosphatidate phosphatase activity. Gene Ontology annotation, biological process: phospholipid metabolic process; signal transduction; phospholipid dephosphorylation. The transcript has 7 exons. Gene Ontology annotation, cellular component: plasma membrane. The record is from RefSeq and is a predicted model, not a curated record. Bases 1 to 2103 code for a protein of 700 amino acids.
AUGAUGAUGCCUGCACGAGAAACAAUCAAGAAGAAACCCCCCAAAGACAGCUUAACGUUAUUACCAUGCUUCUAUUUUGUAGAGCUGCCCAUUGUGGCUUCCUCCAUGGUUUCUCUGUACUUUCUGGAGUUGACGGAUGUCCUGCAGCCCGCUCAGGUGGGCUUUCGCUGUCACGAUCGCUCGCUCAGCAUGCCCUAUGUGGAGAGCGGAGAGGAACUCAUACCCUUGCUCAUGCUGCUCAGUCUCGCCUUCGCUGGACCCGCUGCCUCUAUUAUGAUUGGAGAGGGGAUUGUUUACUGCAUGCAGUCCAGACUUAAGAUUGGACCUGGGAAUGAGGGGAGCAUCAAUGCUGGAGGAUGUAAUUUUAACUCCUUCUUGCGCAGAACUGUGCGUUUUGUGGGUGUUCACGUCUUUGGUCUCUGUGCCACGGCGCUCGUUACUGAUGUCAUUCAAAUUGCCACUGGCUACCAUACGCCGUUCUUUCUAACUGUGUGCAAACCCAAUUACACCGUCCCUGGAGUGAUCUGUGAGAAAAACCCCUACAUCACCAAAGAUAUCUGCUCCGGGCAAGACUACCACGCCAUUCUCUCAGCCAGGAAAACCUUUCCCUCCCAGCAUGCAACUCUUUCUUCCUUUGCUGCUGUUUAUAUUUCAAUGUACUUCAACUCCACAAUCUCAGACAGCACCAAGCUGCUGAAGCCCGUCCUGGUGUUCGCCUUUGCCAUAGCAGCUGCUCUGACCGGGCUUACUCAGGUCACACAGUACCGCAGCCACCCCAUUGAUGUCUACGUAGGUUUCUGCAUUGGUGCUGGUAUUGCAGUGUACCUGGCAUUUUACGCAGUUGCCAACUUCAAACCAGCUCAGGAUACCAUUGUUCUUCCUCCUGCUCCUCCUCAGAAGGAUGCUCUGAGAGCUCUGGCCCAACGAGGCCAUGAUUCAGUUUACAACAAAGGCCAUGCUUCAGAGAGCAAUGAAGAGAUCACAGCUCCUUCCUCUCUAGAUGGACUGAACCGGCCUAUCCAGCGCGAGAAGGCAUCCUUAGGCAGCCUGAAACGAGCCAGCGUAGACGUGGAGCUACUUGCACCCCGCAGCCCCAUGGGAAAGGAAACCAUGGUGACUUUCAGUAACACUUUACCACGCGCCACUGCAGGUCCCGAGGAACCCAUGAGGCGCCUGGUGACUGUGCCCAUGCCUGUGGAUCCUAUGCAUUCGCAGCAGCUGGUCUCUGAAUGGAAGCAGAAGUCGUUAGAGAUGCGCAGUGCCAGUCUGCCCAGUGAAGAGGGCAGUAAAGAGGGCUCCGAUACAGGCGAUGACACCACUACUGAAGACGACAGUGCACCGUCAUCCCUGUACGGUGGCACUAUGCCACAGCCUGUCAAGCCACCCAAUCCAACUGCUGCAAAGGUGGUGUUGCCUCCCAGGCCUCCAAGUCAGCCCUCGGUCCCUCCACCAGUGUCACCGAAGAGUGCCAGCACACGUGCAAAGUGGUUGUCCAUCACUGAAAAGAGUGGCGCCAAUGUUUCAGCUUCUCUAAAGGCAACAAACCAGCCCCGUCUCAUGCAGGUUAUUGCCAUGUCUAAACAGCAGGGUCUCUUGUCAAGUACAUCCAAAUCCUCCGAUUCCUCAUCCUCUCCUGCCACGUCAUCUGUCGCAGGCACAGAGUCACCCCCCUACCGUCCUCCAUCUGAGCACAACAGCAGCUCUGGCAUUGUCACAGUGGAUGCCCACGCCACCCAUCACCCAGUAGUCCACAUGCUGUCCAACCCUGUCAAUCCCUGGGAGUGGAGAGGAACCUCCAAUGGGAACAUGACCGAGUCAUGUGAACUCAACGACCUAAAUCGCGAGGGCUCCAGAGGUUAUCGCCAGGUCAAGAACAGCUCACGGUGCUUUUCAACCAGUGACCUCGAUUCUCAUCAACCCGCUCACCACCCUUUCCCCCCUCAACUUCCACUACCCCCUCAGCUUCCCAAGCUGGAUCAAACCAUGGAGGGACGCACUCUGCGCUGCAAGACCCCUUUAGUGCUUGUCGAUCGGGAUACCUCUCUGAACCAGCAGGAGAACUUCUAUAAAAAGCUCCAGAGUGGGCGUCGUUUCAGAGAGUGAUGAGGCAAAACAGCUAUUGGCAC